Molecule: messenger RNA, 2685 nt
Organism: Rubroshorea leprosula
Lineage: Eukaryota; Viridiplantae; Streptophyta; Magnoliopsida; Malvales; Dipterocarpaceae
Source: the annotation of a GenBank genome assembly
ACAAAGAAGAAAAAAAAAGGAAAAGAAAAGAAAAGAAAAGAAAAGCGCUGCUCCUUUCUUCAUCACUUCGUUUCUCUAAUUUAAUUCAUCGUUUGUUUUCUGGGAAAAUUUAUUCCUUAACUUUUCCUGGAAAGGAAAAUCAUUUGACAGUGUCGGAGAGUUUUGAGACUUCCCACUUUUCCUGGCUAUAUUGUCUAUGAUCCCAAUUUGGGUGCUCUAACUGGUGUGUAUUGUUUAUCUUUGAUUUGUUGUUCCUUUUGGCUUUUAUUUUGGUUCAUUUUUUUAUGGGUUUUCUUUGUAACUUAGAUUCUUAGUCGGUGAGAUCUGAAAAUCGUAGGCAUGGUUGCUUGUAAGAGAAAUCUUGUGGGUUUUGUUGUUUGGUUGAGGGGUUUUUGAAUUUGAUUCUGGGAAUGAAUUUGGGGAUUUUCGGUUUUUAGUAUUGGGAUUGGAUCUGGGGUUUGGAUAUUUUUUUUUUGUUUUGAAUUUUGUGGGUAGUUCUGUUUAGGGGUUUUAGGUAUGAAAAUUGAAUUUGGGAUGGGAGCUGGGGUGUGGAAUGAUGAAGAAAAGGCCAUGGUUGCUGCUGUUUUGGGCACAAAAGCAUUCGAUUAUUUGAUGUCGAACUCGGUCUCCAAUGAGAACCUGUUAAUGACUAUUGGCAGUGAUGAGAAUCUCCAGAACAAGCUCUCAGAUCUCGUGGACAGGCCGAACGCCGCAAAUUUCAGCUGGAACUACGCGAUAUUUUGGCAAAUAUCGCGGUCCAAAUCCGGUGAUAUGGUUCUUGGUUGGGGAGAUGGUUCUUGUAGAGAACCGAGGGAGGGAGAGGAACCAGAAGCCAUGAAGAUUCUCAAUCUUCGUCUUGAGGAUGAUGUCCAACAGAAGUGGAGGAAAAGGGUUUUGCAGAAACUGCACGUGGUGUUUGGUGGGUCAGAUGAAGAUAAUUAUGCUCUUGGAUUGGAUAGAGUUACUGAUACAGAGAUGUUCUUCUUAGCAUCCAUGUAUUUCUCAUUUCCACGAGGAGAAGGAGGCCCUGGAAGGUGUUUUGCAUCUCGGAAGCAUGUUUGGAUCUUGGAUGCUCUGAGGGCUGGUUCUGGUUACUGUGUCCGGUCUUUUCUUGCAAAGUCUGCUGGGAUUCAGACCAUUGUGUUGGUUCCAACUGAUGUUGGUGUUGUUGAGUUGGGGUCAGUGAGAUAUGUACCUGAAAGCUUAGAGUUGUUGCAGUCCAUAAGGACCUCUUUUUCUUCCAAUUCCGUGCUGCUCAGAACCAAGCCAAUGCCAGCAGUUAUUCCAGUAGUGAAUGAGAAGAAAGAUGAGAAUACCCAUUUUUCCAAUUUGGGGAUUGUGGAAAGAGUAGAAGGGAUUCCAAAGAUUUUUGGGCAGGAUUUGAAUAACACAGGUCGUAAUCAUUCCCAUCAUAGAGAGAAACUUGCCAUUCGAAAGAUGGAGGAGAGGCCAACAUGGCAGGCAUAUGCUAAUGGGGGUAGGCCGUCGUUUUCAAGCAAUCAGAAUGGCCUGCAUGGUUCAAGUUGGGCACAUGUUGGUGUGAAACAAGGAAACCCUAUUGAGUUCUCUUCAAACAAUGCUCAAGAGCUUGUUAGCGGGGUUACUGAAGAGUUUCAUCUUAAUCACUUUCAGGCCCAGAAGCCAGCUCAAAUGCAGAUUGAUUUUUCAGGGGCUACUUCAAGGUUAGUUGCUCGGAGUGCUGACUCUGAGCAUUCAGAUGUUGAGGCUUCGUGCAAGGAAGAGAGGCCGUGUGCAGCUGAUGAAAGGAGGCCUCGGAAACGAGGCAGAAAGCCUGCAAAUGGAAGAGAAGAACCUCUCAAUCACGUUGAAGCUGAGAGGCAGCGGCGUGAGAAGUUGAACCAACGUUUUUAUGCAUUACGAGCUGUGGUGCCCAACAUAUCCAAGAUGGACAAAGCUUCCUUAUUAGGUGAUGCAAUUUCCUAUAUAAAUGACCUUCAUGCAAGGCUCAAGGUUUUGGAAGCAGAGAGAGAGAAGUUUGGCAGCUCUUCAAGGGAUUCGUCAGGUUUGGAGUCCAAUCCAUCUUUGGAGAGUCAUAACUGGGCUGUUGAUGUUGAUAUCCAAGCUGGACAUAAUGAGGUUAUUGUAAGAGCUAGCUGCCCUUUAGAUUCACACCCUGCAUCAGGAGUCAUUCAAGUGUUUAAAGAGGCAAGGGUUACUGUUGUUGAUUCAAAGCUUGCUGCAGCAAAUGAUACUGUGUUCCAUACAUUUGUUAUCAAAUCUCAGGGCCCCGAACAGCUACAGCUAACUAAGGAAAAAUUGACUGCAGCAUUCUCACGCGAGUCAAAUUCAUUGUAGCCAAUAUCAUCUGUCAGAUAGAAGAUAAAUUGCAGUUGACGUAGUCCAUAGGCGUAAAAUUUUAGUGAAGAACCUGUUUUGGAAGCUUCUUCAGAGAAUUUUGAUAUAGCACAAGGAACCGUUAAAAGGAUCAGAGGAGCCUGCUAUAAGCAGAAAAACAACUACUUAUUAACCAAGUAGGGGAAGCAAAAUUUUCUGUGAUUGUUUAUAUUAUACAUAAUUCUGUCAUAAUGAAGUAUUUUUGCAAGAUGAAUUAGAUUUGUACCUCCAAUUCAACUCUAUUAUUGUUAGUUAUACUGAUUCUUUUAGUUCUUCCCUGCUUUGUUUCUCAGGUUUCUUUUAUCCUUUGACUAAAGAUUUGAUUUUGUG